Molecule: messenger RNA, 1903 nt
Organism: Thamnophis sirtalis
Lineage: Eukaryota; Metazoa; Chordata; Lepidosauria; Squamata; Natricidae
Gene: RIPK3
Product: receptor interacting serine/threonine kinase 3
Biological process (GO): protein phosphorylation
Molecular function (GO): ATP binding; JUN kinase kinase kinase activity
Source: RefSeq, a predicted model, not a curated record
AGAAGAGGAAUUAAGCCAGAGAUGUCGGUGAAGGCCUGAAGUUAAACCUCUCCGGUCAGAAAGAAGUCGACAAGGACAGAGAAAGCCAUUAAUAUGCCAGAUUAUUGAGACGCAACUAUUGGUGGCCGAUGAAGAUUUGGGAAGAAUGGCUGUUCCCAAUGAGUUCUAUGAGCAGAUCAGUGAGGAGCACCUGGAGAACUUAUCCUUUAUUGGCCGAGGCUCUUUUGGAGACAUUUUCCGAGCUCGCCACCAGAAGUGGGGGACCGAUGUUGCAGUAAAGUUUCUGAACAGAAAUGCUACCUUCACUCGAGAAGAACUCUUGAAUGAAGCCCGAGCCAUGGACAAAGCCCGCUUCAACUACAUCUUACGACUCUACGGCCUCUUUGUAGGCAAACUACAGACAGAUGCUGCCUUGACGUCAGCCACAAUGCCCAGCUUGGGCUUGGUGAUGGAAUACAUGGAGAAUGGCAAUUUGUCCAACUUAAUGUGUCAGGUCCCCUCCAUGCCUUGGGCCCUGCGUUUCCGCAUCCUGUAUGAGAUAGCUCUGGCUAUGAAUUUCUUGCACAGCCUCGAUCCUCCAUUGUUACAUCUGGACCUCAAGCCUAGCAACAUCUUACUCGAUGGGGAACUGCAUGUCCGGGUGUCGGAUUUUGGCUUAUCCAAGUUCAGGCGAAGAACGACCCAGCAAUAUAAGUCCAGUUCUGGGGAAGAGGACACCUGUGGUGGGACCCUAGAGUUCCUGCCUCCUGAAUCCUUUGUCCAAUUCGAUUACAAGCCAGCCCCCAGCACGGAUGUCUACAGUUAUGGAAUCCUGAUGUGGUCAGUGUUAAGCAACCAAGAACCUUACCACAAUCUCCACCCUGCCAACAUGAGUUCCAUGAUCAAGAUGCAUAUCCCCCGAGGUCAAAGGCCGCUGACCGAAGCUCUGGAGAACCAGGUCGAUAAAGUGCUGAAACUGGGAAAAUUGAUUGACCUCAUGAAAAGAUGUUGGUCUAAUGAGAAGAAGCAGAGGCCGAGUUUCCAGUAUUGCAGAGACGAAAUGGAAGACGUUUAUUCCUGUUACAAGUGGAAGAUUAGGCCAGCUGUCAGUGAAGUCCAAGAUAUUUUGAUGCAGAAAGAGACUUCCAGAACAGAAGCCAAGGUCCAUCCCAGCUUGAGUUCCAAGGGAGCCAGUUUUGCUCCGGAGAGAUCUGAGGACUACCGAGCGUACUCUUCUGGCUUGGAAGGACGUUUUACAACUUUGCGCCUAGAAGAAAAGUCACCAGUGCAAAAUGAGGCUCUACCACCAGAAGUCAUUUUCAGGAACAAAUCUUCUGGGACCCUUCACCGAAGUAAAAGCAUGUGUACCAGGAAUAGAGCUGAAAGGACAGACCAGGAAAAUGCUCUUGUGUCGGAAGUCCAAACUCCACAGAGGAGCACACUCAGAGGUAAUAAGCAACGGCCCCUUUCAGAUACAUUUGCUUUCCCACCAUAUCCAAAUUAUCCUGGAUACCUUCAUUAUCCGCCGAUUUUUUCUCCCCAGCCAUUUUAUGACACUCACCAAGGUGAUAUUGGAUUUGCCCAGCAGAACCUGUCGGUCCCAUGGCGUUCUGCACCUGCAGCUCCCUAUGGCGGAGUUCAAAUCCGUGGCAACAGCAUCACCGGAGUUCAGAUUGGAGGGGGCAACCAUAUGCAUGUUGAACAAGCUUCUCGGACAAGAAAAAACAAUAACCAAUGAAUUUUGAUAGAAAAUGGACAAUGGCAUCCCUGUGCAGCUUGAAAGCAUUAAAGCCAGCUCCACUUGCCUUCUCUUAUUGCCCCUGCCUUUUCGGCACAAUCCCUCUAACUCAGGGGUGGGUUCCCGCCAGUUUUACUCCUGGUCCACAACCCAUACACGUGCACUGUUCAAUGUAAAUCGUUCUUC